UAAUUCUUAAGAUAUCUCUGACAAGCUGAAUAAUCCAUAGAUUGUAGCUCUGUCCAGUUCCUGAAUUGUCAGCAACUGAGAUUGGCUCGAUGAGAUACAGCUACACCUUAUAAAUACUGUAAUUCAGUUUGAACACUGAUAAUAGAGAGAGCAGGUUUCAAGUCCGGUGACCUGGAGUAACCCCCCAGUGAAGUGUGGAUUAUGAUUAGCUGUCUGUGUUACAAAUUGGUCACUUAAGACAGGCUGUUAGGGUGUAACACCUGGAGAAAUGAACCAAGGUAACAAGUGGAGGAGCCUGUAUAUAAAAUUGCGGUGGUGUGUUGAUUAGCACUAGAUACUGUGGAUUCAUUAUGUGACAGGGUGCCUAGGAAUGGUAGCAGCACAGUGUGGUAGCACCUUAUUAAAAAAUAAUUACCAGUGUACUCCGGAGGUACAACAUUGAUCCUUGUUAGUAUCUGGCUCAUUUAACGGCAGGUGCCACUGGAUAAAUAAUCUAAUCACCAUGUCAAGUCUCCUCUUUUGAAGAAGAAUGACACACUUACAAGAUGACAACCCUGUAAACAACACCAUGGCAACCAUCCAAAUAAAUAGCAGCACUCCGAGUACUGAGGAAAGUACCACCCUAUCGCAGCCCAACUCUGAGUGGGAUGUAGUCACCAUCAUCAACAAAUACGGACUACCCACAGUAUGCAUGUUUGGAAUUGUGGGAAAUAUUCUGAAUCUGACUAUUUUGACUCGACGUAAACUUCGUCGCUCUCUGCGGACAGUGGAGCAAGCUGCCAACUUGUGCCUUAUUGCCUUAGCCCUGUCUGAUUUUAUGUUUUGUUUGUUUGCGCUCCCCACCACCUUCCUGCCCAGUGACUUUGACACGGAUACAGGAUUCAUCAUAUACUAUGGAAUGUACUCACCCGCUAUUAUCAAUGUGUUUAUUCUGACAAGCACCUGGCUAACUGUUACUAUGGCAACAGAGAGGUACUUUGCUAUAUGUCAUCCACUGAAUCAGAACUUGUUAAUGACCUUGAAAAGGACAAAGUUGAUCAUUGUGAUUGUGUACGUGUUAUCUGUAUUAUUUAAUGUCCCAGUGCUUUGGAGAAAUCAAGUGGUUGAGAAUGUGGUGAAUAACAGCACCAAAGUAUAUACAAUGGAUAUUGUACCACUUGGAAAUGACACAAUUGCAGAUACCACUUAUAGAGUGGUAUGGGCCAUACUUGGAAACUUUAUUCCUCUUAUUCUACUGGUCGGUUUCAACAUCUGCAUCUGUCGCAAAAUCCAUAAGUCUUAUCAGUAUCGUAAGAAGUUCCACUUUGACCGCUCCUCGUCCCAGGACACCAAUUUCACCCUGACAACCACCCUCAUCGUUAUCGUGGUCAUGUUCCUCAUCCUAGUGGCGCCCUCUGAAAUUGUCCUCCACAUCGCCAGUAUGAUCCACUCGGAGAAUUACCGCUCUAUUGAGGCCAUCAUGAACUUCAUGCAAUCCGUCAACUUCUCCGUGAAUUUCAUUUUAUAUUGUAUAAUUAGUUCUUAUUUCCGUAAAACCUUGCGCCACAUAGUGUGCUGUUACUGGUGGAACCAGAGAAGGGAUUCCUACCGCCUCAACACCAAGGCUGAUCUGAGCAAGGUCCCCCUCCAGAACAUCAAUGAUGGAUCGUGAGAAAGUGAUUAAUUAAACUAAACACGAAAAACAAUUUAUUUUGGAACUCUUCAGAGCUCAUUUUCUUGAACAUUUCUUGUUCUUAAGAAGAUAAUACUGAAAACUGAAGAAUCAAUGAAAUACUUGAGGUCUCUCACGACUCAACUGCAAUAACUGAAAUGUUGUCUUUUCCCCAAUUAUUGCAUGUAUAUACCAUCCAUUCUUCUACCUUACACAGCAAUUUUCGACUAAAUCAAAUUUAACAGAUUGCCUUUAUAUUAAAUCCUGAAAAAAAGA
This is a messenger RNA of Magallana angulata, 1927 nucleotides long. RefSeq names its product FMRFamide receptor-like. Gene Ontology annotation, cellular component: membrane. Bases 530 to 1651 code for a protein of 373 amino acids. The record is from RefSeq and is a predicted model, not a curated record. The transcript is spliced from 3 exons. Gene Ontology annotation, biological process: G protein-coupled receptor signaling pathway. Gene Ontology annotation, molecular function: G protein-coupled receptor activity. NCBI's taxonomy places the organism in Eukaryota, Metazoa, Mollusca, Bivalvia, Ostreida, Ostreidae.